AUGGAUCCUGCUGCCCAGUGGAUUGCUGAAAAGGAGAUGGCUAGCUCGGCAAAUGAUUCCGGGAACACUGACAGCAGUAGCUCUCGCAGAAGUUGCAGCCCCAGCCGCUCUUAAAGAAAGAGGAGGGUAUCUGAGUCUUACAGAAGUGAGCGGCGGACAUCAUCCGGUACAGCUUUUGUAGACAGGCUGCCACAGGCGGUUAGAAGUAGUGUGCAGGCGCUCAGAAAUCUUCAGCAAAUAAACGCGCUGUUCCUAAAAGCAAUUCAUGAUCUCAAAAGAUAAGACAGAUAAGCCUAUCUGCGACAGUUUCAAAUAAUCAGUGCAGAAUGUGAGCCGUCAGAAAAAGAAUGUGAAUGAAGUCAAGAUAAGGAGUUCAGCAGUAAUGGGAAAGAGGUAAAUGGUGAGUCUCAUAACAGACUCCCUAAGAAAGGCCUAAAGAAAGUGAAUCUGAAAAUAUCUUAGAAGGGAAAACCUAAAAGGGAAGAUCCCAGAGGCAAUCCUGCCUACUGGCUGACAGCUUCAAAGAAUGCUGACAAGCUUGUUCAGAAGUAUGAUGAAUCCAUUCUGAUGUUCUUAUCUGAUAUUCCCCUGAAGGUCUCUUAGCCUGACCAGCCUAUAAGUUACACCUUUGAAUUUCAUUUCUUAUCCAAUCCAUACUUCAGAAACGAACUGGUGAUGAAGAGAUAUAUAAUGAGUUCAAAACCAGAGCACAAUGAUCCCUUCUUUACUUGGAGGUAAGAAAAUGAAGAUUACAAAAGCUGUGAGAUAGAUUGGAGCACAGGAAAGGAUGUUACUGUUACUGGCACUCAGUCACACCACUGAGUCACACAACUGCUUUUGGAGGAAGGGGGGAAUGAAACUAACACUUCAUUAUUUAAUUUCUUUAGUUCUCCUGACAUUUCUAAGACUGGAAAGCCAAAACCACAAGGAGGUGCCAUCCUUAAUGAGGACUUUCACAUUGGUCAAAUUUUACAUAAUGGUGUCCAGAAAUCCACCUAUUAGUAUACAGAAAUAAGCAGUAUGCACAUUCAGACAGCAAAGAUAAUGGAAACUGUGCAUACCACAAAUAAAAAUGAGGCAAGCUGA
Messenger RNA from Octodon degus (degu), 1086 nucleotides. Its product is annotated as nucleosome assembly protein 1-like 3. The record is from RefSeq and is a predicted model, not a curated record. Lineage: Eukaryota; Metazoa; Chordata; Mammalia; Rodentia; Octodontidae. Gene Ontology annotation, cellular component: nucleus; chromatin. Gene Ontology annotation, molecular function: histone binding; chromatin binding. Gene Ontology annotation, biological process: nucleosome assembly.